Molecule: messenger RNA, 359 nt
Organism: Funneliformis caledonium
Lineage: Eukaryota; Fungi; Glomeromycota; Glomeromycetes; Glomerales; Glomeraceae
Source: the annotation of a GenBank genome assembly
AUGAAGGUCGAUUAUAAACCUAAGAACAUUAAUGUCAAGUUGAUAAAAUUACCACAUAUAAAGAUCACUCAAGUGCCCAAUGUAGUAUCUGGUGUGGCUCCAAUACGUUCGUUAGUUAAUUUAGGUUCAGGUGUUGCUGAUCUUAUUCUCUUACCAAUUGAACAAUAUAAGAAAAAUGGUAGGAUUAUUAGAGGUUUACAAAAGGGGACAGAGUCUUUUGCACAAGCUACAACUAUGGAAGCAAUCAGAUUUGGUAUCAAACUUCAAUUGGAACGCAGAUUUUGCUUGAACAAGCUAAUGAAAUUCUUUCUUUCGAAUUUCAAACUGGCAUCAAUACAAGGAGUAAUACUAAUCCUACA